AUGACUAAGCCACUCCUCAUCCCAAACAAAGGCGUGGCCGCCGUCUUCUUGUUCGCCUUCGCUUCCCUCUAUACGCAGAUCCCGGGCCUGUAUGGCACGGAGGGCAUCCUUCCUGCACGAAGGACACUGCGACCGCAGGGCAAGGGGCCCUGGCAGCAGCUGUGGGACACCCCGACACUGCUGUGGGAGGCGCCACGACUGGGGCUGGACACCGCGCAGGGCCUGGAGCUGCUGUGUCUGCUAGGCACCCUGCUGGCCCUCGGUGCGCUGCUGCUGCGCCAGCUGCGCCACAGCCUCAUCUACCUGCUGCUCUGGGCCGCCUACCUGUCGGUCUGCCAGGUGGGCCAGGUGUUUCUUUAUUUCCAGUGGGAUUCUCUGCUGCUGGAGACUGGCUUCCUGGCUGUGCUGGUGGCCCCCCUGAGGCAGCCUCCCUACCAUAAGCAGCCCCUGCAGGGCAGGCUAGCUGGGGCCUCACCCCACGAAGGCCUCCCCUUCUGGCUCGUGCGCUGGCUGCUGUUUCGCCUCAUGUUCGCCUCGGGUGUGGUCAAGCUGACCAGCCGUUGCCCCGCGUGGUGGGGGCUCACUGCCCUCACCUACCACUACGAGACGCAGUGCCUGCCCACGCCUGCCUCCUGGUUUGCCCACCACCUGCCUGUCUGGCUGCACAAGCUCAGCGUGGUGGCCACCUUCCUCAUCGAGAUCGCGGUGCCCCCUCUGUUCUUUGCCCCUGCUCGCCGCCUACGUCUGGCUGCCUUCUACUCCCAGGUCUUGCUGCAAGUCCUGAUUAUCAUCACUGGUAACUACAACUUCUUCAACCUGCUCACCAUGGUGCUUACCACCUCCCUUUUGGAUGACAAGCACCUGGCUGCCGAGUCUGGCAACAGCCGCCACAAAAAGACACCUGCCUCCUGGCCCAAGGCCCUGCUGGGCCUGCUGGGCCUGUUGUUGGAACUGACUGUCUAUGGGCUGCUGGCCUAUGGCACCGUGCACUACUUUGGCCUGGAGGUUGACUGGGAGCAGCACACCGUCCACUCCAGAACCACCUUCACCUUCCACCAGUUCUCCCAGUGGCUGAAGAUGGUGACCCUGCCUACCAUGUGGCUGGGGGGCGCCUCCCUCGCCUGGGAACUGCUAGCUGCCCUCUGGAGGUGGACCCAGGUGCGAGGGUGGCUCCGGCAGCUCUGUACUGCAGUCCAGCUGUCCAUCUUUGGCGCUGCCACCGUGGCCAUGUUCCUGGUCAGCCUGGUGCCAUACUCCUACAUGGAGCCCUCCACCCAUGGGCGCCUCUGGACUGGGGCACACAGCCUGUUUGGGACCGUGGAGCACCUGCAGCUGGCCAACUCCUAUGGCCUCUUCCGACGGAUGACCGGUCUGGGUGGGCGGCCUGAGGUGGUGCUGGAGGGCAGCUAUGACGGGCACCAGUGGACAGAGAUUGAGUUCAUGUACAAGCCUGGGAACGUGAGCCGGCCGCCCCCAGUUGUGGUGCCCCACCAGCCGCGCCUUGAUUGGCAGAUGUGGUUUGCAGCCCUGGGCCCACACACGCACAGCCCGUGGUUCACGAGCCUGGUGCUCUGCCUGCUGCAGGGCAGUGAGCCAGUGAUCCGCCUUAUCCAGAACGACGUGGCCAGGUACCCCUUCCAUAAGCAGCCACCCACCUACGUGCGGGCCCAUCGCUACAAGUACUGGUUCUCACAGCCUGGAGAGCAGAGCCAGUGGUGGCGACGCCAGUGGGUAGAGGAGUUCUUUCCACCUGUGUCCCUGGGGGACCCAAAGCUGGACUCACUGCUCAGGCAGUUUGGCCUCCAGGACAAGAGCCCACGCAGGGCCCGCAGCUCCAACAACAGUCUUGCCCACGCCCUCCACUGGGUACGGAAACAGCUGUUUUCCCUGGAAGCCCCUACCCUGCUCUGGGGACUCAUCCUCACAGUGGGAGCCAUUAGGGUCAUGCAGGCCCUUCUGGGGCCCCGGUCCUCCCCUCCCCCCAGGGAGGAGAAACACAGGCCAGCACCCAAGAAGGACCCGGGAGCUGCCACUGACCAGGCUGCUCCAGCCACCAACAACCACAACAGUGGCUCUCAGACCUCCCGGAGGAAAAAGUAGCCACAUUCUGUCUGCCACAUGUCCAGAGAGAGUCGGGGUCCCUGGCACAUUUGUGACCAUCGAACACAACACAGCCCAGCCACAGUGCCUUAGCCAAUUGUCCUGGCAGACGCAGGUUGGGGUGCUGCCCUCAGGGGCAGGCUCUGGCUGCCCUGCUGCUUCAAGGGCCCACUUAUCCCUCAUGCCAACCAUGUCCCUCCCCAGGGCACCCUUUGACCUGGAUAAUGGCCCAGGAGGCAGGAGUAUGAUCAGCUCAGAGCCCUUCCCAGGACAUUGUAAUCAGGACUGGGGCGUCCAAGUCUGUAGGGGCCUGGGUCUGAUGCCCAACCCCGGCACCUGCACAAGAGGAGAGACAGCCCUGACAUGUCAUCUCCAUGCCAGUCCAGCCCAUCAUUCCUAUUCAUGAGCCAAUAAAGGCUUCUUUGUGCUUGA
Molecule: messenger RNA, 2532 nt
Organism: Miniopterus natalensis
Lineage: Eukaryota; Metazoa; Chordata; Mammalia; Chiroptera; Miniopteridae
Gene: LMF2
Product: lipase maturation factor 2
Biological process (GO): protein maturation
Cellular component (GO): endoplasmic reticulum membrane
Source: RefSeq, a predicted model, not a curated record